This is a messenger RNA of Solea senegalensis (Senegalese sole), 2995 nucleotides long. It is a transcript of the gene scinlb, whose product is annotated as scinderin like b. Lineage: Eukaryota; Metazoa; Chordata; Actinopteri; Pleuronectiformes; Soleidae. The record is from RefSeq and is a predicted model, not a curated record. Gene Ontology annotation, molecular function: phosphatidylinositol-4,5-bisphosphate binding; actin filament binding. The coding region runs from base 113 to 2299 and encodes 728 amino acids. Gene Ontology annotation, cellular component: actin cytoskeleton; cytoplasm. Gene Ontology annotation, biological process: actin polymerization or depolymerization; actin filament severing; barbed-end actin filament capping. The transcript has 17 exons.
UACACAUUUAAACAUUAGACUCACUCCACUCCAGGUUCACUCCCACAUCUACAGCCUCCAUCAGCGUCUCUGCUCCACUUUCUCCUCCGUGAUUCAUCUGCAAACCGUCAUCAUGGUCUCCCAUAAAGAGUUUGCGGGUGCAGGGAAGGAGCCUGGGCUGAAGGUGUGGCGUAUUGAGAACAUGGACCUGAAGCCGGUUCCCAAGCCGCUGCAUGGCAGCUUUUACACCGGCGAUGCUUAUCUGCUGCUCUUUACCACUGCGGCCCCUUCAUACAACAUACACAUGUGGCUGGGAGAUCUGUGUUCCCAGGAUGAGAGUGGAGCGGCGGCCAUCUUUGCCAUGCAGCUGGACGACUUCCUGGGUGGGUCCCCGGUGCAGUUCAGGGAGGUGCAGGGCCACGAGUCUAACACCUUUCUGGGUUAUUUCAAAUCAGGCAUCAAGUAUCAGAAAGGGGGCGUGGCCUCAGGUUUUCAGCACGUGGUGACCAAUGACAUGAACGUGAAGCGGCUGCUGCACAUCAAGGGUCGGCGGGCCAUCAGAGCAACGGAGGUGGAUAUGUCCUGGAACAGCUUCAACACGGGCGACUGCUUCAUUAUUGACCUGGGGAAGGACGUGUAUCUGUGGUGCGGCAGCGAGAGUCACUAUUUAGAGAGGCUGAAAGCCUCCGAGGUCGGCAUCGACAUCAGAGAUAACGAGAGGAAUGGCAGAGCCAAGCUGCACAUGAUCGAGGAGGGGGAGGAGCCGGCCGCAGUCUUAGAGGCUUUGGGUCCCAAACCCACUAUUGCUCCCGCCAGCUCCCUACCUGAUGAUGUGAAGGUGGACACCUCCAACAGGAAGAAGGGCGCCCUCUACAUGAUCUCUGAUGCGUCUGGUAACAUGAAGGUUUCAGUUGUGGCUCAAUCCAGUCCCUUCAAACAGGCCAUGCUGUCUCCUCAGGAGUGUUACAUCCUAGACAAUGGGAUGGACAGGAACAUCUUUGUUUGGAAAGGUGCUAAGGCCAGCAUGCCAGAGCGUAAAGCUGCCAUGGCCACUGGUCAGAAGUUCAUCAAAGACAAGGGAUACUCCAAUAAGACGCAGAUCCAGGUUCUUCCUGCUGGAGCCGAGACAACUCUGUUUAAGCAGUUCUUCUUCAACUGGAUGGACAAGGAUGAGACCACGGGCCCCAGUAAGGCCUACACCAUCGGCAGCAUUGCAAAUGUGAAACAGGUGCCAUUUGAUGCCUCAACCCUGCACACAAACAAAGCAAUGGCGGCUCAACACGGCAUGGUGGACGAUGGCAAGGGCAAAGUCCAGAUCUGGCGAGUUGAGCUUGGUGAUAAAGUGCCAGUGGACCCCUCCACCUACGGUCACUUCUAUGGUGGAGACUGUUACCUUAUCCUCUACAGCUCCAAAGCGGGACACUUCAUAUACACUUGGCAGGGGCACAAGUGCACUAAGGAUGAGCUGGCAGCUUCAGCAUAUCUCACAGUGAGACUCGAUGACUCAAUGGGAGGAUCCGCAGUUCAGGUGAGAGUGACUCAGGGUCAGGAGCCUCCCCACCUGAUGAGCCUGUUUCAGGGCAAACCCAUGAUCAUCCACAGCGGAGGGACGUCGCGCUCGGCUGGACAGACUCAGGCCAGCAACACUCGUCUUUUCCACAUCCGACAGAGCUCUUCCCACGCAACUCGGGCUGUCGAGGUCGAGGCCUCUGCGUCCAAUCUGAACACCAACGAUGUGUUUGUGCUGAAAUCCCCAGCUGGCGUGAUUGUGUGGCGAGGCACUGGAGCCAGUGAUGAGGAGAUGGCAGCUGCAAAACAUGUUGUGGACUUCUUUGGUGGCAAAGCCAGCCACGUGUCGGAAGGCAAGGAAACAGGUGAUUUCUGGUCUGCUCUUGGUGGCAAAAAGGAUUAUCAGACGUCCAAGAGUCUGCAGAACACUGUUAAACCCCCGCGUCUGUUCGGCUGCUCCAACAAGACUGGAACACUUGUUGCCGAAGAAGUACCAGGAGACUUUACUCAGUCAGAUCUGGCCACUGAUGACGUCAUGAUCCUGGAUACCUGGGACCAGCUCUUCCUGUGGGUUGGCAAUGACGCUAAUGCAGAAGAAAGGAAGGGAGCUCCUAAAAUAGCACAAGAAUAUGUAGACUCAGACCCAUCUGGUCGCAGAGGCAUUCCCAUCUCCACCAUCAAACAGGGAGCAGAACCUCCUACUUUCACUGGCUGGUUCCAGGCUUGGGAUGCUAAGUUGUGGGACCAAAAGCCAAUGGACAGACUCCGGUCAUGUUUCUUAACACAGAAAAAUCCAGGCUUCUCCUCCUAGUCCAUAUUCUAUCCCAUCUUGCACUUCCUGUUUCCACAUUGUUUAUCUUACCUCCAAUUCCCAUAAGUGCCAAAGCCAAUAUGGUAUCACUGUAAUCAGGUUGAAUGGCUCCUUUGUCUCUGCACAGAGCACUAAACCUCAAGAACUGGAUGUAGAACCACAUCAGGAGUCAAAAGACUUCUCUUGUAACAUCAUCCUGAACUGAUGUUUAUCUGUGUUCUGCGUCCAACAGCUUGUUGCGCGUUACAUGUUUUCCAAAAUCCCACUGAGGACCUAUUAUGCCUAGGAAAUAGGAAAUGAGGCAAAUUUUUGACUAUUAUCCAUUGCUCUCUGCUAUCUGUCACAACAGUGUAUUUGUAUUUAGAGGACACCAUCAUGCCUUUCUCUGUCAGCAGCAUAUUUUUGUUUAUCAAAAUGAUGGCGUUUGUUUGUUGCGUAUUGUUUACUCAAUUUCCACUCCAUGUCGACAUGUGUUGUGUCUCAUCAUCAUCUCAUUGUCGGAGUGUUGCAAAAUUAUUCAAAAUUAUUAUAAGUUCAAUGCUGCAUGUUUUUAUUCCAAAAUCAUUUCCGUGCUUGUGAGAUUUAGAAGACAUACAGUGCAGUGGCGUACACAUAUGUUGGCUUUGUUAUUGCUCUAAUAAAUGACCCUGAAAUGGUCACGUGGAUGGCUUUUAAAUAAAACUCCAAAGAUUUCAA